Geodia barretti is the source of this 651-nucleotide messenger RNA. The record is from the annotation of a GenBank genome assembly. Lineage: Eukaryota; Metazoa; Porifera; Demospongiae; Tetractinellida; Geodiidae.
CUGGUGAGUGUAAUAGUCAAGUUUGACAAGGGUAUCCUACUACAACUCUUGGAUAAAUUGACAAGACGCGACACUCGCUGGUGCGACGCUACUGUCGCCAACACAGAGAAACCACCGACACCCCCGUCGCGGGGUACCCCCUACAAUCAACUGACAAUCGGUGUCCCCAAAGAGAUCUUCCCCAACGAGAAAAGGGUGGCUCUCUCUCCUGCCGCCGUCAAAGUCCUCACCAAAGAAGGAUUCAACGUGGUGAUCGAGGAUGGCGCUGGAUCGCAUGCCAAGUUCUCCAAUGCAGAGUAUGAGGCAUCGGGUGCCCAGGUGAAGCCACUGUCAGAGGUCUUCGGUUCCGACAUUGUCCUCAAGGUGAGGGCACCCACGUCGGAGGAGAUGGGGAAGAUGAGACCAGGGAGCAAUCUCAUUAGCUUCAUCUACCCGGCCCAGAACAGCGAGCUCGUCGACCAGUUGGCCGCUGCGAAAGUAACCGCUUUUGCCAUGGACUGCAUCCCUCGCAUCAGUCGGGCGCAGGUCUUUGAUGCCCUCAGCUCCAUGGCCAAUAUUGCCGGGUACAAGGCAGUCAUAGAGGCUGCCAACCACUUUGGUCGGUUCUUCACAGGGCAGAUCACGGCCGCCGGUAAGGUUCCCUCCCGCUAA